UUUUAACGAUCUAUGAUACUAGUAGACAAGAGUAUCAACCUAAGGGCAGUGUUUGCCUCAAAUUCACCUGUUCCAAAGGAAUUCAUUACAAACCUCACACAACCACUAAAACAUUUAUCUUAAUCAAGGAAUUACCGAGCUAAAGAGAUAAAAUUGUCUUUCCAAAAUGUUGUUUUUCCGUGAGGAUACAAACGAAGCCAUCUGGUUGGUAAAUUUUGUGUAUAGUCAUUCCCAAUGUGAAAACCACUGAUUAAAGCGCGCGGUAUAUAGACAACCAGCCAAUCACAACACGGCAAUAGGUAUGAGUGACUUUUGUAGCAGGCUGUAGGUGGUCUAGAUGAAAGAUAAAGGCGGUCAGAGCUAAUUGUCUUAAUCACCUUGUCUAUAAAGGGUCUCUUCAAAGAAACUUGCUUUCUGGAGGGCAGACGGAGCGCAGGUCGACUUAUCUUUUGACACAUCGAGUUGUUGAAGAACAUCAGGAGUGAAGUUUGAAGUCAAUCAAUGCAUGACUUCUGAGCACGCCUAUUGAAUGAUUUGAAGUACACUGUAUACAGGUAUCAAUUCCAUUUUUUGGUCAUCUAUCUUUAGUACACUGCUAAAUCGACUAAUAUGUCUGAAUUAGAAGAAACAACAAUUCACGCAGUCAAUGAAAAUGAUGAACAAGACAAACUUCUGCAAAAAGAGGCAGCGACAACUCAUGAUUCGGCGGACAAAUCAGCAGUUGGUCCACUGGAAUCUUUCUCGGUAAAGAAAGARGACAAAUGUGAYGACGAUUCUGAUGUUAAGCCAUCACAUUCCUACAUAGCACUUAUUGCAAUGGCAAUCCUAAGUUGCUCCAACAAGAAGAUGAUUUUGGGCGAUAUCUACCAGUACAUUUCAGAUAACUACCCGUACUAUCGUAACAAAGACAAAAGUUGGCGYAACAGUAUUAGACAUAACCUAUCUCUUAACGAGUGCUUUAUUAAAGCGGGAAGAAGCGAGAAUGGGAAGGGAAACUACUGGGCCAUCCACCCCGCCAACUUGGAAGACUUCUCAAAUGGAGACUUCAGAAGAAGACGUGCUAGGAGRAGAGUUCGGAAAAGCAACGCUUUAAAGUUUGCGGGAGGAAUGUCGACUGGYAUGCCAUAUUUGAGAAGCUACAUGCCUUUUCAUGGUUAUUCGAGUCUAAUGUCGGCUUACAAGGGUGAAGAUUAUAGUCGUAGCAUUGGGACAUACUCUACUGGUAGCCUAAUGUCUCCUGUAUCUUACAAACAGUAUUCUCCUUACAACCAAAUGUACACACUGCAUAAUGCGGCAGGCUCGACCUUGUCUCCCUUAGUAUCAACCCCUAAACCCUUUACUGCUGGUCCAUAUUCGUCGUCUUUGUCAGCUUUAGCCUCGUUAUCGUACGGCCAAAGGGAAAAUGACAGUUGGCAAGAGACGUUGUGCAAAUUACAAGAAAAACUGCAAAAACAUUCCGAGUCUUGAAGUUGCAUUGGCUGCAAGGCAGUUGAUAAAGUGUGUCGAGUACAAGCUUCCGUUUUUAUCGAACAGGGCAUGCAGUUGCGAAGAAACCUGAAUCGUUCUUAAAGCAUUUUAUGACUAAAGAAAAUACAAACGAGAUAGCUUAGACAACACCAGUACACUUUCUUUUUUAGUAUCACAUUAAUGAAUUGUAGUACUAUUCUGUUUGUAGAAGUCAAACUUUUACAUAAAAACUCAGCUGCCAACAGGCGCGGUUUGAAUUAAACUAUAAACAUCGUAAAACCUAGAAAACGAUCAACAACAUGUAAAAAAUCAGACAAAAUAAUUAUUUUUCCAGCUAUGACAUGAUAAUCUAAUGUUUCAAGAAUCCAAGAUGGCCGACGUUCUGAUAAUUGGUAGCGUGCUGUUGUUUAUGAAUGUACGAUAUUUCAAACGGUUAUUGCACUGACUAAGAUGACCAAAGUCAUCUUUGAUAAGCGGUCACCUCCAAAGCCCUUCAUUAUGCCGUAUUUGUGAACUAAUAGUCUUAAUAUCGUAUACUAGUCCCAACUGACCAAACAUGCUAAAGUUGUCCUGUAUCAAGCGGCCAAUCUGACCACAAGCGCUGUCAAGAUGGGCUUCCCUUGAUUAGGUUGAAAACUCCUGCUAUGAAAGUUGUCAACUGGAAGACUCUACAACCGGAGACAUGAUCUUGAUUAGCACUUACUGAAUCGAGAAAAUAAGGAACUAAGUCUUGGAAAAGUUCUAUAACGGACAAGUGAAGAAAUGUUUAACCUUUUAAAGUCGCAAAAAGAUAUGAUGCACUUUUGGGUGGUUUUGAAUCAUGACCAACCAAAUCUAUUCUAAAUUUCUUUAUUGAAUUUGUAUAAGCUCAUUUCAAAGCAUUUUUAUUCCGAAAAAUUGCCUUGAAACAUCAUGCACAUGUAAUUAGUACUGUAGUUUUGUGUAACCUGGCGAAGAAAGUUUAGCUUUUUUGUCUGAAAGUAUUUUGAAGUAAUUCACAAGUGGAAACUUUGAAAUUGAGAUCUUCAUCGACAGCAUAUUUUUGACUGAUCUCAAAAGUCGACUGACUAAUGAAUGCAGUUAGGAAAAACCUAGAAAAAUAAAAACCAUUGUAUAAUAAUACUAUUGGGUUUGUGUGCAAGACAGUCUUAUCUUAAGUUUUAUUAAAAUGAAAACAUACUGGAGGGGCACUUUGCAAUACAGGAUUCAAUGGUAAACAAGAAAGUAGCCAAUACAUUUAUGUUAGCAAACUGAUAUGGAGUGAAAUGAUUAACCACGAUGACAAAUAGAGAACAAACUUAAGUUUGUGGUCUUUAUCGCCAAGAAGCAUAUUAAUAUUGAAUCAAGAGGUCGGUGAUUAAGACAUUGAACAAUGUACACUACGAAAUACGCCUUACAAACAACUUCUACAGCACACUCCAAAAACCGUCGUCGCUUCACUCAACUUCAUCCUUUCUCUGUACAAAUAAAAGUAGUCCUUAACUGGAACGUCUUGGCUUAACAACAACGAUAUUUUUUGAGAAUAUUUUCCGUAAAAGACCACACUUUUUUCAUUCAUAAAUGUUUGAUAGCCAAACUUUUCAAUUUAGGGGAUGUUAUCAAGUAAACGCUGGUUUUAAUCGAAUGUUUUCGUUCAACUAAUUUAGAUUUUUGUCAAUAAUAUACUAGUUAAAUAAGACCGGUAAUUUACUGGGAUCAAUACGGUUGGUUGUGUCAAAGUCGGUUAAAGAUGGCGCUUAAGACAUGAAUUUUGUUAUGAUACAUUUCCAUACACUACUGCUACGUUAAUGAGAUCAAGAAAAAAUCGACAUCAAAAGCCACUCCUCGAAAAAAAAUGUACAAACGGCAAUAGCUGACAAUCAGAUAAAGUACAUUAUAACGCAAAAAUUAAAACUAAAAAUAACAUCUGAAACAAACAAAAAAGCAAAACGAAUUAACAAACCAAACAAUAUUAAAUGGUCUUCUCUCCUAAUGACGUAGGACGAUGUUCGUGAGCGAGAAGCACUACUUUUAAAGUACUCAAAUUCUUAGAAACUGUUGUCAUUUGCUUUCCUUUAUUUCUGUUUUUGUGAAAAAAAGCUAGCCAUUAGGUUAGUAUUCUCUCA
Exaiptasia diaphana is the source of this 3572-nucleotide messenger RNA. RefSeq names its product forkhead box protein D3. The transcript has a single exon. Bases 610 to 1467 code for a protein of 285 amino acids. Gene Ontology annotation, biological process: regulation of transcription by RNA polymerase II; anatomical structure morphogenesis; cell differentiation. Gene Ontology annotation, molecular function: RNA polymerase II cis-regulatory region sequence-specific DNA binding; DNA-binding transcription factor activity, RNA polymerase II-specific. The record is from RefSeq and is a predicted model, not a curated record. Lineage: Eukaryota; Metazoa; Cnidaria; Anthozoa; Actiniaria; Aiptasiidae.